Colletotrichum graminicola M1.001 is the source of this 903-nucleotide messenger RNA. RefSeq lists its product as uncharacterized. Lineage: Eukaryota; Fungi; Ascomycota; Sordariomycetes; Glomerellales; Glomerellaceae. The record is from RefSeq and is a predicted model, not a curated record. The transcript has 3 exons. Bases 1 to 903 code for a protein of 300 amino acids.
AUGCGUGGCUUUGCUAUCGUCGCUUCCGCGUUGUGCGCUACCUACGUUUCCGCGCAAGGAGCUACUUGCUUCGAUGACCUCGACUGCGCUCUCUCGGGCCAGGCAAAUGCCAAGUGUGUGAGAGCACAGGCUGGUGGGAUCCUAGGAAGCUGUGCAAACAAUGCUGCCACAGUAGCAGGAAAGACAACUGGCGCCGCGGCACCGGGGAAAGCCAAUGCGGCUAGCGAGAGGAAAGGUUCGAUACUGGAAGCUAGGCAAGCUGCCGCUGCGUCGGCUGCAUCACCCGCGGCGAACCCUAUCGCCGCUGUCCUUGGCACAGCUGCUGGAGUUCUUAAGGGCAAGGGCGCUCAACCUGCCGGUGCCGCGGCUCCUGCUGGCUCUCAAGCCGCAGAUCCCAUCGGCGCUGUCCUUGGCACUGCUGCUGGAGUUCUCAAAGGCAAAGGGGCACAGCCAGCUGCUGGAGCUGCCGCUGGACAGCAGGCCAACCCGCUGAAUACUGUUCUGGGCGCCGCCGCUGGUGUUCUCAAAGGAAAGGGAGGUGCUCAACCUGCUGCCGCUGCUCCAGCUGCUGGAAAGCCCGCCGCUCCUCCUGCCGCCGCUCCUCCUGCCGCCGCUCCUCCUGCCGCCCCAGCGGCUGGAAAGCCCGCCGCUCCUCCUGCCGCUGCUCCGCCUCCUCCUGCUGCUGCUCCUCCUGUUGCCGCUGCUCCAGCUGCUGGAAAGCCCGCUGCUCCUCCUGCCGCUGCUCCUCCUGCUGCCCCAGCGGCUGGAAAGCCCGCUCCUCCUCCUCCUGCCGCCGCCCCUACAGCAGCUGGCAAGCCCGCUUCACCCCCAGCUGCAGGCCCGGUAGGUGGACGGCCAGUGCCUGCUUCACCCAGUAAGCGGGCUCGUCGCGUUCGUUUUUAA